GUCUACUGCUGCCGUUUCUCUUUGAAGCAAUGCUACUGAUUUCUCCGGAGCAAAUUCAUGGCAGACUAUCUCCUUACGAUCAAUCACACUAUAUUCCUUUAGCUAAAAUAGAUAGCUUGAUUGUUCAAUUUUAGAUUUUGGAACUUUUUUCCGCCUUAUGUGGUGUUUGUAGCCGUUUUUUAACCUUCUGCCCCAGCUUCUGGCGGUGCGCCACCGCGAGGAGGGGAAGAAGAUAUGGCGAUUGCCUCCCAAAUCAGCCGCCUCUUAAUCCUCCGCCGCUUCGACGCCCUCAAAAGCCUCUCUUUCACCUUCUCCGACCACCUCGUCAACGCAGUCCUAAAAAGUCUCAAGCUUCAUCCAGUGUCGGCGCUUCACUUCUUCGACCUAGCCUCCAAGCAGAAUCACUUCAGACCUCAUUUCAAAUCCUAUGUGAAGAUCGUGCAUAUCUUGUCAAACGCUCGAAUGUUUGAUGAAACGAGGCUGUAUCUACGCGGCCUCGUGGAGCUGGCGGAGAGAGACCAGCUUCCGGUUUCUUUGAUUUAUGAUGAAUUGGUGGCUGUUUUUAGGGAAUUUAGGUUUUCCGGAACCGUUUUUGAUAUGAUGAUGAAAACUUAUGUGGAGAGGAGGCUGGUGAAGAAUGCCUUGUACAUGUUUGAUAAUAUGCCUAAAUGUGGUCGUGUGCCGAGCUUGCGAUCGUGUAAUGGUUUGCUGAGUUGUUUGGUUAGAUUCAAGGAUUUUCAUGUUGUUUAUUGUGUUUAUGAUCAGAUGGUAAGAGUUGGGGUUGCUCCGGAUGUGUAUACUUGUGCUAUAAUGGUGGAUGCUUACUGUAAAGAUGGCAAAGUUGCUAGAGCACUGGAGUUUGUGCUAGGCAUGGAGAGUAUGGGAUUGAAAAUGAAUAUUGUUGGUUAUAAUAGCUUGAUCAAUGGGUAUGUGGAGAAGAGGGAUAUGCAGGGGGUGGAGAAAGUGCUGGAGCUAAUACGUCAGCAAGGAAUUUCCAAGAAUUUGGUAACGUAUACGCUGUUGAUUAAGGGUUAUUGUAAAACUGGGAACCUUGAUCAAGCAGAUAGAGUACUUAGACAGAUGAAGGAGGGCACUGGACUCGAAUUAGUUUUGGAUGAAAAGGUCUAUGGCGUAUUAAUUGAUGGAUAUUGUCGUAACGGGAGACUGGAUGAUGCUGAGAGAGUUAAGAAUGAGAUGUUGAGUUUGGGAUUGGGAAUGAAUAUGUUCAUCUUCAAUUCUUUGAUCAAUGGAUACUGCAAACUUGGUAAACUUCGUGAAGCGGAGCUUGUUAUAGUGAGUAUGGUUGAAGCUAAUUUGAAACCAGAUGGUUAUAGCUACAAUACGUUAUUGGAUGGAUACUGUAAAAGAGGAAUGAUUGAUGAAGCACUUAAGCUUUGCCAUAAAAUGACUAGGGAUGGUGUAUGUCCAACAAAUAUAAGUUACAAUACUCUCUUAAAAGGUUUAUGCGAACAUGGUGAUAUGAACGAUGCAUUGUCGCUGUGGGAAACGAUGCUCAAAAGAGGUUUGAUUCCUGAUGAGGUUGGAUUUAGUACACUUCUCCAUGGACUUUUUAGCAGGGGAAACUAUAAAAAAGCUUUCACAUUGUGGAAGCAUGUUUUAGCAAGAGGCUAUGCAAGAAGUACUGUUCUGUGCAAUGCAAUGCUCAAUGGGCUAUGUAAAAUGGGAAAGAUGAUUGAAGCAGAGCAAAUUCUUGAAAAGAUGAUGCAAAUGGGUUGUUUACCCGACGGGGUGACCAAUAGAACCUUGAUUGAUGGAUAUUGCAGAGCUGGAGAUAUUUCAAGAGCUUUUCAAAUUAAAGAGGCCAUGGAUGCAGAGGGAAUUCCUGCUUCCCUUGAAAUGUAUAAUUCUCUAAUUCAAGGAUUAUUCCAAGCUCAUAAAUCAAAUGAAGUAUCACAUAUGCUCUCUGAGGUCCAUGCAAAAGCACUGAGCCCUAAUAUCAUUACUUAUGGAGCACUAAUAAGUGGUUGGUUUAAAGAAGGAAACCUGAAGAAAGCUUUUGAUGCAUAUUUUGAGAUGAGAGGCAAAGGAAUCUCUCCGAAUGUGUAUAUAUGCAGCACAAUCAUCAGUGGGUUAAACAGACUUGGUCGGACGGAUGAAGCAAAUAUGUUGGUACAGAAAAUGGUAGAUUUAGACGUUGUCCCAGACCUUAAACGUUUUUACCAGUCUUUUAACUUCAACACGCUUCAGACAGAAACACAGAAAGUGGCGAGUUCCCUUGAUAAGAGUGCUCAAAUAUGUAUAAUUCCCAACAACACUCUAUAUAAUGUAGUUAUAUCUUGCUUAUGCAAAAGUGGAAAGAUUGACGAUGCGAAAAAAGCUAUUGGUGAUCUGUUGCAAAGAGGCUUCACUCCAGAUGAGUUUACAUACUCAACCCUUAUCCACACCGCUUCCAUUUCGGGUGCUAUUGAUGAAGCUUUUCUUUUACGGGAUGAGAUGGUGAAAAAGGGUAUUUCUCCUAAUGUAGUAAUAUAUAAUGCUCUUAUAGAUGGCUUAUGUAAAUCAGGAAACCUUGACCGUGCAUUGAGGCUUUUCCAUAAACUUUACAUCAAAGGUUUAGUUCCGAACCUCGUCACCUAUAAUAUAUUAAUUAAUGGAUGUUGCAAGAGCGGUAGCACCAGUGACGCCUUUAAACUUCUAGGGAGAAUGAUAAAGGAAGGGGUUGCUCCUUCAGUUCAAACAUAUUGUGCAUUUCUCAGUAGUCUUUUACGGCAAGGUAAUGAGAAAGAAUAUGUGAAACUUUUAGAUGAAAUGCAAAAGGAGGGCCUUGCCACGGAUUCUAUUAGGCAUUGCAGAUCAUUUGAAGAUGUUGCUGUUGCUGCUGAAGCACUGAGCUGAGCUUAUGAUUGAUACUACAAGAUAAUGUCGUUCAUAUGCCAGGCCCUCUUGAAAGAGAAGGUUAAGGCUUUGUGGUUUUGCAAAAUUUUCAAAGGUUGAAUGUGAUUGGAGAUAUGGAGCUGAACCCAUGGAUAAUAAUCCAUCUACUUCAUGGGACUCAGGGUCAGAGAUGGAAGACAUAAACCAUGAAAUUGCUUUAUAUCUUUCAGAAGAAGAUCACAGAGGAGCUACUGUUAUUGUUUGAGACGCCCAAGGACAGGAGGAACCGCAUGCUUUCUGAGAGCCUAAUAAGUUAACAACCCUCGCUCGCCAUUAUGAAGUAACAGCUAUCCUUAUUUUGCUAUCGAACUUGAAGAAGAAUCAACAUCAUCUAUCUUCCUCAUCAAGCCAGGGAGCAAGAUCUCCAUUCGAGAAGAUUGCAGCAGAUGCAUCUGUGAUAUACGGAAAUGGGUAUAGAGCUGGUAACCAGGCAGUGCUCAAAUACGGCUUACAGAGGACCCUGGAUCUCAUCCGAGAGACAGGAAACUUUCCUUACUGAGUUUUGUCCUAACAUGGAAAAACCAUUCUUCGUUCUUUCAUUUAUUUACUAGUGAAGUAUAUUUUUGGCAUUUCCAUGUUUUGGCAGUAAGGCCUUCCCGUAGGACGUAUAUAUCAGUAAAGUGGGUCCAGUUACUCCGAAGAUGAGGCAUAUAUGCCUUUGGAGUAGUACUGCUGGAGCCGGUCACGGAUGAAUUCCCAGUUUUUGAGCAGGACUGCAGGAUGGGAGAGGAAGAUUUGGUUCAACAACGAUAGCUGCUCGGAUGCAGAAACUGAGCUAUGCCAUCUCAUACCUCUGGUCUCACUUAAAAACUGUUUGUCACAUACCCUCAGAUCAACCAUCCAGGUUGUAUUGAUUCUUCUGAAAAUUCAAUCUAAGGAAUCAGCAAACUGAUUCCCCCUUCAUAGA
Molecule: messenger RNA, 3802 nt
Organism: Salvia hispanica
Lineage: Eukaryota; Viridiplantae; Streptophyta; Magnoliopsida; Lamiales; Lamiaceae
Product: Pentatricopeptide repeat (PPR) superfamily protein
Molecular function (GO): protein binding
Source: RefSeq, a predicted model, not a curated record